AACAGAAAAUAUUUGCUAUUCUUACUGUUUGUUUUUUUUUUUCUUUUUAGGCUAAAGGACCAAGUAGUCCAACAAACAGUGGAACUGAAAACUCGGUUAAAAGGCUUUGAAACCAAUACGGAGGCUUUAUCAGAAGACAACCUGAAAGAAGUGAUUCUGGUGCUUGAAAAGGAAUUAGAAGAUGUUUCAUUUUCUUUCCAGCAGAAAACAAUGGCUCUUCACAGGCUUCAAUUCACACAUGCGGUUCGUGAAGCAGCGCAGAAGAAUGAUGAAGAAGGGAAGUUGACAAUGAAAACAAUCAAGCACUCAUUAGAUCUUUGUUCUGAGAUUAUAGCAACCCAGAAAGAAGUUCACACUUUGGAGAAUGCAGUACUCGAAGUUCAAAAGCAAAGGCUAAUGUUAAAACGAAAGAUGCAAGGUGUAUUGCAGGACAUGAAAGCUGAAAAGAGGAAGCAGCAACAAUUGCUGCAACAACUACAGGAUGAACUUCCAAAACGUGGAGAAAAGAACUUGCUAGAACACGUGAAAAUGGUGACAUUAAUUCAGAAGGUUUUGCAGGGUGUUAUUCUUUCCAGCGGAGUGAACUGGGCCAAGGAUCCUGUAUUAAAGGAAAUUGUUUUGCAGCUUGAGAAUAAUCCACUUGAUGAAGCAGAUUCAAGCAAUUGAUUUUUGUCUAAUUGUUUUCAAUGGUGAAGACCAAAUGAGCCUCGAUUUAAUGUGCCAAGUACUCAUACCAUCACUAAACUGUCUACUUUCUACCACAACCAGGACAACUAUAUUUUGGACUUAUUUUAGUGAAUACUUAUGCUAAAUAUUAAAAAUGAACGGUCACAUUUGUGUUUUAAUUUUCUUUUUCGACCUGUCUUUUAAAUUCAACUUUUAAUAUGUUGCAGUGAAAUUUAGACAAUUGUAUUUGGUCUUCAUGUUUUUUAAUAUAUAUAUAAAACUGUAAAACAAAUAUUUUAAAAGAUUUGGUGGUUAUUUAAUUUACCUCUGCAGAAUUCCAAAUUAUCAGUCAGCUUUCUGACCAAUGGAAGAAAGCAUACAAGUGAUUAUGUUCCCAUAUACCUACUGUCCUUACCUAGUCAUAGUAGUGGUCCAGAGUUGGAAGUUGAAGUUGAAUAUCACCUGGAAGAUUUUCAAAAUUUAAACAUCCCACUGUACAAAAUGAACUUUGGAUGAGCAUUCAUGGAUGCUAAUUUACUUCACUGAUUCCUUUCUCCUCUUCCCCUCACUUUAGUAUCUAAUUUUCUUGUGAAUACAAAUGGCAAUAUUAAAAUGUUUACGGUUGAAUGUCUAAUGUGUUGAACGAUUUAAAAAUGUUAUAUUGUUCAUUUACUUUCUGGAGUCUGCAAUUGCCUCUGUUAAUGUAUAAUUUUGUCAUUAAGAAAUAUAAAUAAAACAGUCAAACCCAUAA
Rhincodon typus (whale shark) is the source of this 1417-nucleotide messenger RNA. It is a transcript of the gene cenph, whose product is annotated as centromere protein H. Gene Ontology annotation, cellular component: nucleus; kinetochore. Gene Ontology annotation, biological process: kinetochore assembly; chromosome segregation; mitotic spindle organization. Gene Ontology annotation, molecular function: kinetochore binding. The record is from RefSeq and is a predicted model, not a curated record. Lineage: Eukaryota; Metazoa; Chordata; Chondrichthyes; Orectolobiformes; Rhincodontidae. The transcript has 8 exons. The annotation marks the transcript as partial.